AACAGCUCGCUGUCGAGAAAUAUAUUUACUUGGCUGAUUUUAGCUAUGAAAGAAACCAGAUAACGCCACAUUUGAUGGGCAAACAAUUGCUAGAUACUUGUAAAAAAAAAAAGAAGAAGUUAUUAGCAAGCUUUGCAAAGAAGGAACAUGCAGGUUUCUUAGUUGUAGCGUUUUGCGAAAGUUGUGGUGACAUUAUUUUAUGUGCUGCUAACGUUGCUACGUUACCUCCUCUAACUAACGUUAGCUGACUUCGACCAGUUCUUGAAACGGUUACAAAGUUAAAUUUGUUUAAAUACGGCAAUCACUAGUAUGUAGAGGAUAACAUAAUUUCUUUACAUUCUUCAACAUGGAAACUCAGAAGUCUUUGCAUAAUAAGAAGCUGACCAAGAUCCCUGACAGUCCAAACCGCCUCCUACCACAACUUCCACAGAUCCGCUCCAAACCCCAGUGGCAGGAGACAGCUCCUGCCUUUGUCCUGCAGCCGCCAGUCAGAGGAGAGUCCCAUGGCUUUGGGGCGGCAGUUAGACUGUCCAGAGAUGUGCUGGGUGGAGGGUCGGGGACCAGGCGUUACCAGAGCCUGAGCAGAGGCCUGGAGGACUCCCAGAGCAGAGAGGCUGGCCUGUCAUCAGAGUCCUCCAAACAUCGCAGCAGUAGCCACACUCAGCCCAAAAAAGACCGGGAGCAGUUCCGCAGUGCCCUGGUCGGCAUAAUCCUGCAGCAUGAGUCUGCCAGUGGCAAAACCAUUGUGGAGGACAGUCAGCCCCCUACCUGUGGGUCCCCCACAGCUACAGAGAAGGAUAUCCUGAGAUAUUACUAUUACAUCCGCAAUGGGAUCGACACAGAGCAUGUGGCAGCCAUGGAGGACUCUUGGCUGGAGAAUGUUCUGGACCUGGUGCCCACUCACCUGAAGAGGCUGACUAGGACCAUAGAGCUGCUAUCAGACGAGAUGAAGGAGGACUACCUGCUCAGUGUGAAGAAAGCCAUCGUGGAUUUCGUACUUCGGGACCCGAGGGAAAACGAUGAAGACAAGGUCAAAGAUGUUCCUCCUCACAGAGUUGAAAUGGAGGUGGUCCCUAAACCAUGGAACAAAUCAUUCCUUUAUGCCCAAAAGAGGAUGAGAGACAAGCUGCAUUCCAUCAACCCCACUAUGCUAUCAGUGCUGGACCUGUGGCAUGUGUCUUUCAAGAAGAUGCGUCUCAUCGAUGUUGAGGAGUUCCAGAACAGGCAGGAGUCCAUGGAGCUCUCCAUCUUCCAGCAUCUAGUCACCAGACACAUUGAGUGUGCCAAGGACAUCCUCCUCAAAAAGUGGUUUCCCGAAGUUCAGCACAUUUACUACCAGGGGAACAAACGCAAGCUGGUCCCCAGCAACACCAACGCAGCCAAACUGCAGUCCUUCUUCAACUGUGUGGCUGCCCUGAUGGCCUCACAGCUCCAGAGUCUAGCACUGGAGUCCAUCCAGGAUUACACACACCUCAUUUCCCAGGACCCGUACUCGGUGAGGGCCUAUGAGCACCCUGGCUUUGUCCUGCGUCUGAUCCUGGAUGAGAAUGACAUCAAGUUUGAGCCUGACUUCAAAGACUUUGAGGUCAUCCUUCUCAACGUCUACGACAUCAUGCUGAAAUCCAUCAGCUUGGUGCCGCGCGUGGAGACCAAGCUCUACUCAGAAUGGCCGGGCUGCCAGAGCGGGAGCACACUCAAGCCCAUCGUCCUCCCGGAGAUCAUGCAGGCCCAGCAGGAGGAGGUGAGGAGGGUAAUCUGGGAGGAGAGCGCCGGGCCUCUGGACCAUGUGCGACUCUACGACAAGUACGCUCCCCUGGUGUCCCAGCAGGCCCAGGAUGACGUGGAGCAGUUCCUCCGCGAGCAGCAUUCCUUCCCGGAGAUCAUGAUGGAGGUCACCCGUUACCAACAGCUGGCAGAUGAGAUCCAGUACAGCUCCAGCAAGGUGGUGCGCCUGGGUAUGUUUGAAGUGCACUGCCACGAACUGAUCCGUGCCCUGGUGAAGCGUGCCGAGGGACUGCGGCAACAUCUGGUCACACAUAUGUUGGAAAACCACCAGGAAAUGAACAAGAAGCUCUGUGAUGAAUUUGAGAAGAUCGCAGACAAUGCACUGAGCACCCCUCCCAACACACAGGAACUGAUGGAGCUCAAGGCGUUUGUGGACAAGGUGGAGGCUACAGAGAUGCCCCUCCUGGAGACCAAGCUGUCAGAGUCCAAGACCCGUCUGUGUUUCCUAGUGGACUAUGUCACCUUCUCCCCUGUGGACAUGCGCCUCAACCGGCAGACCUUCCAGUGGCACACACGAAUGCCCUCCAUCUUCGAGGAGCACCGGCAGAUCACCAGGGAGAAGACAGAGCAGUACCAGGGUGGCCUUAAGCUGCGGUGUGAGAGGUUUGUGGAGGAGCUAGAGAGCUAUGCCAAGCAGGCGGAGGAGUUUGUCACCUUCGGGGACCUGUCCGAGCUCAGCAAGUACCUGAAAAAGGCACAGACCCUUAACUCCAAACUGGACACCGCCAUGGAGAAGAUCGACGGCUUCAACCAGGAGGAAGAGGCCUUCAACUGGCCCGUGUCCCAGUACCCGCAGCGCAAGAAGGUCCAGGACCGCCUGCUCCCCUUCCUCCGCCUCUACGAGACAGCCUCAGAGUUCCAGAACCAGCACCAUAAAUGGGUUCACGGGCCACUGUCCGCGGUCAACCCAGACAAGGUGGAGGGCGAUGUGGGCAACUAUUGGCGUGCUCUUUACAAGCUGGAGAAGGGUUUCGGGGAUACGCCCAAGGCUCUGCACAUUGCUAGCCGUGUUAAGGCUGAGGUGGAGGCCUUUAAGGAGCACAUCCCUCUCGUACAGGUGCUGUGUAACCCGGGGCUACGUGACCGCCACUGGAACAGCAUGUCAGCGGUGGUGGGCUUCCCGCUGCGUCCAGCCGAGGAAGGUGCCUGCGUGGCCCGCUUCCUUCCACUGCACCUGGAGGCCCACCUGGCCAGCUUCGAGGGCGUCAGCGAGGCGGCCAGCAAGGAGCACUCGCUGGAAAAGGCCAUGGAAAAGAUGGCCCUGGAGUGGGGCGACAUGGACUUUGCCCUGCUGCCCUACCGCGAGACUGGCACGUCCAUCCUGUCGUCGGUGGACGAAGUGCAGAUGCUGCUGGACGACCACAUUGUCAAGACGCAGACCAUGCGGGGCUCGCCCUUCAUCAAGCCCUUCGAGGCUGAGAUCAGGGAGUGGGAAGGCAAGCUUCUCCUGCUGCAGGAGAUCCUGGACGAGUGGCUGAAGGUGCAGUCCACCUGGCUCUACCUAGAGCCCAUAUUCAGCUCCCCAGACAUCAUGGCCCAAAUGCCAGAGGAGGGACGCCGCUUCACUGCCGUCGACAAGACCUGGAGGGACACCAUGAAGCAAGUCUCUCUGGACAAGCACGUGCUGACCGUGGUGGCCAUUGACCAGAUGCUUGAGAAGCUGAAGAAGUCAAACGAGUUCCUGGAGUUGAUCCUGAAGGGCCUCAAUGAAUACCUGGAGAAGAAGCGCCUCUACUUUCCACGAUUCUUCUUCCUGUCCAACGACGAGCUGCUGGAGAUCCUCUCUGAAACCAAAGACCCCACAAGGGUUCAGCCUCAUCUGAAGAAGUGUUUCGAGGGCAUCAACGACGUGGUGUUCACAGACGUGCUGGACAUUACCCACAUGAAGAGCAGCGAGGGAGAGGUGGUGGAGCUCCUAGAUAUAAUCUCCACCUCCAAGGCCCGCGGCCAGGUGGAGAAAUGGCUCCUAGAGCUAGAGAUGGGUAUGAUCAGCUCCCUGCAUAAGGUGAUUGGGGAGGCCAUUGAGGCAUACCCCAAGGACCUGAGGAUCAACUGGGUGCGUACCUGGCCCGGCCAGACGGUGCUGUGUGUUUCCCAGGUGUACUGGACCAAAGACAUUCACGCGGCCAUCGUCUCAGGGCAGAAGGCCCUGGAUGUCUACCUGCAGCAGAACAACAGUCAGAUCGAUGACAUUGUGAUGCUGGUGCGCGGGAAGCUGUCCAAACAGAACCGGGUCACCCUGGGUGCUCUGGUGGUACAGGAUGUCCACGCCCGAGAUGUACUAGCCACACUGGUCCAGAAAGGCAUCAGGGACGAGACUGACUUUGAGUGGCUCAGUCAGCUACGCUACUACUGGGUGGAGGACCGUCUCCAGACUAAGAUGAUCAACGCCGGCCUUGCUUAUGGUUACGAGUAUCUGGGGAACACACCACGCCUGGUCAUCACUCCACUUACUGACCGCUGCUACAGAACACUGUUUGGGGCCCUGCACUUAUACUUGGGAGGGGCACCUGAGGGCCCCGCAGGUACAGGGAAGACGGAGACGACCAAGGAUCUGGCCAAGGCUGUGGCCAAGCAAUGUGUUGUCUUCAACUGCUCCGACGGCUUGGAUUACAUCGCCCUGGGCAAGUUCUUCAAGGGUUUGCUGUCCUGUGGAGCCUGGGCCUGCUUCGACGAGUUCAACCGCAUUGACCUGGAGGUUCUAUCAGUGGUAGCCCAGCAGAUUCUCACCAUACAGAGAGGUAUUACUUCCCAUGCUGAAAUGCUGCUGUUUGAGGGGACGGAGCUAAAACUAAACCCCUCCUGUGCUGUGUUCAUCACCAUGAACCCAGGAUACGCCGGUCGCUCUGAACUGCCAGACAACCUAAAGGCUCUCUUCAGGACGGUGGCCAUGAUGGUCCCGGACUACGCCAUGAUAUCUGAGAUUGUGCUCUACUCUUGUGGGUUUGUGACUGCCCGGCCACUGUCGGUGAAGAUCGUAGCUACCUACAGGCUGUGCUCAGAACAGCUGUCCAUGCAGCACCACUACGACUACGGCAUGAGGGCCGUCAAGUCUGUGCUGACCGCCGCCGGGAACCUGAAGCUGAAGUAUCCUGAUGAAAACGAAGACAUCCUGUUGCUUAGGUCCAUCAUUGACGUCAACCUGCCCAAGUUCCUGGCUCAUGAUCUACCGCUCUUUGGGGGCAUCACCUCUGAUCUGUUCCCCGGGGUCAAACUCCCCAAACCGGACUAUCGUCUCCUGCUGGAGGCCAUCAAAGAGAACAGCGAUAAGAUGAACCUGCAGGUGACAGACUUCUUCGCAGAGAAGAUCCUGCAGAUCUUUGAGAUGAUGAUCGUGCGCCACGGCUUUAUGCUGGUGGGGGAGCCCUUUGGUGGGAAAACGUGCGCCUACCGGGUGCUGGCAGCAGCCCUACAAGACAUCUGUGAGAAGGGUUUAAUGGAUGAAAACCGGGUCCAGAUCACAGUUAUAAAUCCCAAGUCCAUCACCAUGGGCCAGCUGUACGGUCAGUUUGACCCGGUCUCUCACGAGUGGUCGGACGGCAUCCUGGCGGUCAGCUACAGGGCCUUCGCCUGCUCUCAGAGUCCGGACAGGAAGUGGCUGAUCUUUGACGGGCCGGUGGAUGCUGUGUGGAUCGAGAACAUGAACACGGUGCUGGACGACAAUAAGAAGCUGUGCCUGAUGAGCGGAGAGAUCAUUCAGAUGUCCCCGCAGAUGAGCCUCAUCUUCGAGCCCAUGGACCUGGAGGUGGCCUCCCCAGCCACGGUGUCUCGCUGUGGCAUGAUCUACAUGGAGCCUCACAUGCUGGGCUGGCGGCCCCUCAUGUUGUCCUGGCUCAACACACUGCCCACCACAGUCAACGCCAUGCACAAGGACCUCAUCACUGGUCUCUUUGACCGGAUGCUGCCGGCCUGCCUCCAGCUGAUUCGCAAGGCCACCCAGGAGCUCUCCCCGACAUCAGACACAAACCUGGUGAACUCGCUGAUGAACUUGAUGGAUUGCAUGAUGGACGAGUACAGCGAGGAGGUCAAGAUGAAGGGCAUGAAUGAGAGGGACAUCUGCUCCUGGCUAGAGGGCAUCUUCAUCUUCUGCCUGGUGUGGUCGGUGGGUGCCAGCUGUACGGAGUCCGGACGGGUGAAGUUUGACAGCCUGGUUCGAGAGAUGAUGGAGGGUGCCUUGAGCGAAGAGACACGGGCACGCCAUGGCAUCCUAGAGCAUGUGGAGUCUCCUGCCAAGCAGCUGACUGUGCCUCUGCCCACGGAGGGCACACUCUAUGAGUAUCGCUUCAUUAAAGAGGGCCCAGGGAGGUGGGAGUUGUGGACUGAUGAGUUGAAGAUGGCGCCCACUAUCCCCAAGGAUGUGCAUUUCAACGAGAUCAUUGUUCCCACGGAGAACACAGUGCGCUACACAGCUCUAAUGGAGCUGCUUAUCACCCACCAGAAGCCCACCAUCUUCAUCGGCCCCACAGGCACUGGCAAAAGUGUCUACAUCAUUGACUUUCUGUUGAAUCGUCUGAAUAAGGAUCUAUAUAGCCCCCUGAUGAUUAACUUCUCAGCACAGACCACAGCCGCCCAGACACAGAACAUCAUCAUGUCAAAGCUGGAUAAACGCCGAAAAGGGGUGUACGGCCCGCCCAUGGGCAAGAGAACGGUGGUGUUUGUGGACGAUGUGAACAUGCCGGCCAGGGAGACGUACGGGGCCCAGCCCCCCGUGGAGCUGCUGCGUCAGUGGCUGGACCACUGGAACUGGUACGACAUGAAGGACUGCUCCAUGAUCAAGCUGGUGGACAUCCAGAUCAUGUGCGCCAUGGGGCCGCCCGGUGGUGGGAGAAACCCUAUCACAGCCCGCUACCUACGCCACUUAAACACGGUCACCAUCAACGACUUUGACGAGAAGACCAUGUACACAAUUUUCUCCAGAAUCAUGGACUGGCACCUCACUAUAAGGUUUGCUUUCCCCAAGCCAUUUGCAACACUGACCGCUCAGAUCAUCAAUGGCACAAUGUCUGUGUACCAGGAGGCCACCAAGAACCUGCUGCCAACCCCGGCCAAGUCCCACUACCUUUUUAACCUGCGAGACUUCUCCCGCGUUAUCCAGGGCAUCUGUCUGUCCCGACCUGAAACAGCUGAGAACCCCAGCGCCAUCAAGCGCCUCUGGGUGCAUGAGGUCCAGAGGGUGUACUACGACCGUCUAGUGCACGAUUCAGACCGGGCCUGGAUGGUGGGCUACCUCCAGGAGGUGUCCCAGUCCUACCUCAAAGAGGACUUCCACCAGCUCUUCCAGCACCUUGACCAGGACCAGGACGGGUGCGUGACGGAGGAUGACCUCCGCAGCCUCAUGUUCUGCGACUUCCACGACCCCAAGGGCGAGGACCGCAACUACCGCGAGGUGAACAACCUGGACCAGCUGCGGCAGGUGGUUGAGUCGCACCUGGAUGAGUACAACAACGUCAGCAAGGCGCCCAUGAACCUGGUGCUCUUCCGCUUCGCCAUCGAGCAUGUGUGCCGCAUCUCGCGCGUGCUCAAGCAGCCGCGCGGCCAUGCCUUGCUGGUUGGGGUGGGCGGGAGUGGGAGACAGUCUGUUACCCGGUUGGCCGCCCACAUGGCGGAGGCGGAGCUCUUCCAGGUGGAGAUUGCAAAGAGCUAUGGCAUGACGGAGUGGCGUGACGACCUCAAGCUGAUCAUGCGCAAGUCCACACAGGGCGACACGCACGGUGUCUUCCUCUUCACUGACACGCAGAUCAAGAUGGAGUCCUUCCUGGAGGACGUUAGCAACCUGCUCAACACUGGAGAGGUACCCAACCUGUUUGCGACUGACGAGAAAGCAGAGAUUUGCGAGCGCAUGCGUGUGCUUGAUCGUCAGCGGGAGCGCGACAAGCAGACGGAUGGCAGCCCGCUAUCGCUCUUCAACAUGUUCCUGGAGCGCUGCCGCUCGCAGCUGCACGUGGUGCUGGCCAUGAGCCCUAUUGGAGACACCUUCCGGAGCCGCCUGAGACGCUUCCCCGCCCUCAUCAACUGUUGCACCAUCGACUGGUUCCAGAGCUGGCCAGAGGACGCGCUGCAGGCGGUGGCCUCACGGUUCCUGGAGGACAUCGAGAUGACGGACGAGUCGCGAAUGGGCUGCAUUAACAUGUGCAAGAGCUUCCACACGUCCACCAUCGAGCUGUCGGCCUGUUUCCUGUCCGAGCUGCAACGACAUAACUAUGUCACGCCCACCUCCUACCUGGAGCUCAUCUCUACCUUCAAGGCUCUGUUGGAGAAGAAGAGAGCAGAAGUAAUGAAGCUGAAGCGCCGCUAUGAAGUGGGCUUGGAGAAGCUGGAGUCUGCAGCUGCCCAGGUAGCCACUAUGCAGGUGGAACUGGAGGCCCUGCAGCCGCAGCUGCGUGUGGCCAGCAAGGAGGUGGAUGAGAUGAUGGUGGUGAUUGAGCACGAGUCGGUGGAGGUUGCCAAGACGGAGAAGGUGGUGAAGGUGGAUGAGGCGGUGGCCAACGAACAGGCCAUGGCGGCCAAGGCCAUCAAGGACGAGUGUGACGCCGACCUGGCCAUCGCCAUGCCCAUCCUGGAGUCAGCCCUGUCCGCUCUGGACACACUAACCAACCAGGACAUCACAGUGGUCAAGUCCAUGAAGAGCCCUCCACCGGCGGUCAAGCUGGUGAUGGAGGCCAUCUGCAUCCUGAAGGGCCUGAAGCCGGACCGCAUCCCUGACCCCUCGGGCUCCGGCAAGAAGGUGGAGGACUUCUGGGGCCCGGCCAAGAAGCUCCUUGGAGACAUGAAGUUUCUUCAAAGCCUUCACGAGUAUGACAAGGAAAACAUCCCACCCCACCUCAUCGCCAUUAUCCGCAAACAGUACAUCACCAACCCAGACUUUGUCCCCGAGAAGAUCCGUACCGCCUCCACGGCCGCCGAGGGGCUGUGCAAGUGGGUGCGCGCCAUGGAAUCCUACGACAAAGUGGCCAAAGUGGUGGCCCCUAAGAAGGAGAAGCUAGCUCAGGCCGAGGGGGAGCUGAAGGUGGCCAUGGAGAGCCUGCGUAAAAAACAGGCUGCCCUCAAAGAGGUCCAGGACAAACUUGCAAAGCUGCAGCAGACACUGGAGGCCAACAAGAACAAGAAGGCUGACCUAGAGAAUCAGGUGAAAUUGUGCAGCAAGAAGCUGGAGAGAGCUGAGCAGCUGAUUGGUGGGCUGGGUGGCGAGAAGACUCGCUGGAGCGAGACAGCCUUUAACCUUGGGGACCUCUACACCAACCUGACAGGGGACAUCCUCAUUUCGUCAGCCAUCGUAGCCUACCUGGGGGCAUUCACCUCCAGCUAUAGACAGGCUCAGACCGAGGAGUGGAUGGAGCUGUGUAAGAGCAGAGACAUCCCGUGCUCCAGCAACAUGUCCCUGAUGAACUCGCUGGGCGAGCCGGUCAAGAUCCGCAGUUGGACCAUUGCCGGGCUGCCAUCGGACAGCUUUUCUGUAGACAAUGGCAUCAUCAUCUCCAAUGCCCGACGGUGGCCCCUGAUGAUCGACCCCCAGGGCCAGGCAAACAAGUGGGUAAAGAACAUGGAGAAGGCCAACAGUCUGCACAUCAUCAAACUGAGCGACGGAGACUUUGUGCGCACCCUGGAGAACUGCAUACAGUUUGGCACACCAGUGCUCCUGGAGAACAUUGGUGAGGAGCUGGAUGCCAUUCUGGAGCCCCUGCUGCUGAAGCAGACCUUCAAGCAGGGCGGUGCCAUCUGCAUCCGCCUGGGAGACUCCACUAUCGAGUAUGCCCCGGACUUCCGUUUCUACAUCACCACCAAGCUCCGCAACCCCCACUACCUGCCCGAAACUUCUGUUAAGGUGACUCUACUGAACUUUAUGAUCACCCCCGAGGGCAUGCAGGACCAGCUGCUGGGCAUUGUGGUGGCCAGGGAGAGGCCUGACCUGGAGGAGGAGAAACAGGCCCUCAUAUUGCAGGGGGCCGAGAACAAGAGGCAGCUGCAGGAGAUCGAGGACAAGAUCCUGGAGGUGCUGUCCUCUUCAGAGGGCAACAUCCUGGAGGAUGAGACGGCCGUCAAGAUCCUCUCCUCGUCUAAGGUUCUGGCCAACGAGAUCUCGGAGAAGCAGGCCAUCGCCGAGGUGACGGAGGUGAAGAUCGACGAGACGCGCAUGGGUUACACUCCCAUCGCUGUGCACUCUGCCAUCCUCUUCUUCUCCAUCGCAGACUUGGCCAACAUCGAGCCCAUGUACCAGUACUCGCUCACCUGGUUCAUCAACCUCUUCAUCGCUUCCAUCGACAACUCGGACAAGAGUGACAUCCUGGACAAGAGGUUGCAGAUUCUGAGGGACCAUUUCACCUACUCUCUCUACGUCAAUGUGUGCCGCUCGCUAUUCGAGAAAGACAAGCUGCUCUUCUCCUUCUGCCUCAACGUCAACCUGCUCAUGCACGACAAGCUGGUGGAUGAGAGCGAGUGGCGCUUCCUGCUAACAGGUGGCGUGGGCCUGGACAACCCCCACGCCAACCCUUGCACCUGGCUCCCCAAGAAGGCCUGGGAUGAGCUCUGCCGCCUCGAUGAGAUGAACUGCUUCAAGGGCCUGCGCAAGGACAUGUCCCGUAUGAAAGACGCCUGGAAGGAGGUGUACGAUAGCCCGACUCCCCACCACACACCUUUCCCAGCAGAGUGGCAGCAGAACCUUGGACAGUUUCAGAAGAUGCUGGUUAUACGCUGUCUUAGACCAGACAAGGUCAUUCCCAUGGUGCAGGAGUUUGUAUCGGACAGUCUGGGGCGUCAGUUCAUCGAGGCGCCCCCCUUCAACCUGGGGAAAGCAUUUGGGGACAGUCACUGCUGCGCCCCCCUCAUCUUCAUCCUCUCCCCCGGUUCUGACCCCAUGGCCGCCUUACUCAAGUUUGGUGAUGAGCAGGGCUUCAGUGGAAACAAGUUGACCUCUCUGUCUCUGGGCCAGGGCCAGGGCCCCAUCGCCAUGAGCUUGAUUGAGACGGGCGUGAAGGAGGGCACCUGGGUGGUCCUACAGAACUGUCACCUGGCCACCUCAUGGAUGUCCACUAUGGAGAGAGUGUGUGAGGAGCUGAACCCUGACACCACCCAUCCAGACUUCCGUCUGUGGCUGACCAGCUACCCCUCGCCCACCUUCCCUGUGGCAGUGCUUCAGAACGGGGUGAAGAUGACCAAUGAGGCGCCAAAAGGCCUCCGCGCCAACAUCGCCCGCUCCUUCCUCAUGGACCCCAUCUCCGACCCAGAGUUCUUCUCCAGCAGCAGCAAGCCGGGUGUGUUUAAGAGGCUGCUGUAUGGCCUGUGCUUCUUCCACGCGUUGAUCCAGGAGAGGAAGAAGUUUGGUCCCAUGGGCUGGAACAUUCCGUAUGAGUUCAAUGAAACCGACCUGAGGAUCUCUGUCCAGCAGCUCCAUAUGUUCCUGGAGCAGUAUGAGGAAGUUCCCUUUGAAGCCAUCCACUACAUGACUGGUGAAUGUAACUACGGUGGCCGCGUGACGGAUGACUGGGACCGGCGGACGCUGCGCACCAUCCUGACGAUCUUCUACACCCCCAAGAUUCAAGACCCUGACUACAAGUUUGACCCCAGCGGUCUGUAUUACUCACCACCAGAGGGAGACUAUAACAGUUACAUAGACUACACCAAGGCUCUGCCUCUGAAUCCGUCUCCUGAGAUUUUUGGUAUGAACGCCAACGCUGAUAUCACCAAGGACCAGUCCGAGACGCAGCUGCUCUUCGAUAGCAUUCUGCUCACACAGUCACGUUCCUCAGGCGGUGACGCCAAGUCAUCAGACGACAUGGUGUAUGACGUGGCGGCAGACGUCCUCAGCAAGCUGCCGCCCGACUUUGACAUUGAGGCAUCCAUGCGCCGCUACCCCACCAGCUACAACCAGAGCAUGAACACAGUGCUGGUGCAGGAGAUGGGCCGCUUCAACAACCUGCUCAGGAUCAUCCGAGGCUCCUGCAUCAACAUCCAGAAAGCCAUCAAAGGCCUGGUGGUGAUGUCUGGUGAGCUGGAGGAGGUGGUGAACAGCAUUCUGAAAGGUCGUAUCCCUGGCAUGUGGAUAAAGAAGUCCUACCCCAGCCUCAAACCCCUGGGCAGCUACGUCAAUGACUUCCUGGAUAGGCUCAAGUUCCUUCAGGACUGGUAUGAACACGGGACCCCGGCAGUAUUCUGGAUGUCAGGCUUCUUCUUCACCCAGGCCUUCCUGACAGGAGGCCAGCAGAACUAUGCCCGCAAACACACCAUCCCCAUCGACUUGCUGGGCUUCGACUUUGAGGUGCUGGAUGACAAGGAGUAUUGCCAGCCCCCCGAAGACGGUGUGUACAUUUAUGGGCUCUACCUUGACUGUGCACGUUGGGACAGAAAGACCAAGCUCUUGGCUGAGUCCUACCCCAAAGUGCUACAUGACGCCAUGCCUGCGAUGUGGCUGAAACCAAUCAAAAGGCAGGACAUCCCCCAGCGUAUGUGCUACCUCUCCCCCGUCUACAAGACCGGCGAGCGCCGCGGCACACUCUCCACCACUGGCCACUCCACCAACUACGUAAUCGCCAUGGCGCUCAACUCGGACGUGCCCGCCGAGCACUGGAUCAGACGAGGGGUGGCGCUGCUUUGCCAGCUCAAUGCAUAGACUUCCCCCUAUGCUCUGUUUUACACUUACUAUUUAUCCAGUUUUAUGUAAGAAUUGUUAUGAAAAGGAUGUUCUCUGGCUUGUUUUUUUUUUCACACAGUGCUUCAUGAAUGUAUUGCUGAGAAUAGUUUGUGAUAAUAUUUUAUUUUGAUGGGCUACGGAAGCAUACACAAAAGCACAAGUGAUGAGGAUGAGCCCAAAACCUCAUAGAUGCAACGCCUCUAUACCCACAAGCACUGGACAUUGAACAUCAGCCUUAAAAUCUUAAAAUUCGACACGGCUGAUUGCACAACAAUCAGAACUUUUAAAGUUCUUGAGUAGUCUGCCAACAAUGAUUGCCAUUACAUUUUCACAAUAAUUCUUGAUUUCUAAGAUGCAUCUGUACAUAGAGCAACGUUUUAGAGCAACACAACUUUCUUUAAACGAAUCAAAUUUUGUUUCAAAUUCUCCAAUGACAGAUGCAAACACAGAUUGUUCUUAUUCUAUCUUGUUCUGAGGGCAGCUCUGCAGAAUCAAAUGUGAUCUGAGAUGGGUCAUUCCACCACUAGAGCGCCUUUUUGCUAAGGUAAUUUGGUAAAAAAAAUAUAAACCGGUUCAAAUUCAUUAAAAAACAUGUUUUCCCAUCUCAAGAGUUUAAAUUAAGAAAAUAUACUAUAGUAGGUGUCAAUUAAAGUAACAGGAUUGAAGUUUUUAAAAAAUCUUAAAUCAACCAUAAUUGCUGUGUGCAACAGCGAUGGGGCAGGGAUGGGGCAAUACAAUGCACACUUCACAUUAAAAAUGAAAUUGUUAAAACGAUUCUAGUCUAUCUUUUCUAAUGACGGACAAACAUAAAUGAAUCACCAAUCACGUAAAAUAAGUAAUAAUCUUAAAAAAUGACUUGGCUCACGUCAACACCAUCAUGCCGGAAAUCCUGGACCCACUCCAAUUUGCAUACCGCCCCAACAGAUCCACAGAUGACGCAAUCUCAAUUGCACUCCACAUUGCCCUUUCCCACCUGGACAAAAGGAACACCAAUGCUGUUCAUUGACUACAGCCCAGCAAUCAACACCAUAGUGCCCACAAAGCUUAUCACUAAUCUAAGGACCCUGGGACUAAAAGGUUUAUAGCCGACCUCGGUACGGCAGAAGUUGUUAGCAGAAAAUAGAAUCCCCCCCAUUAUAGUGAAUGGAAAAAUUGAAAUCUUCGUGGUCAAUCUUCAUGUAUAUAAAACAUUUUUUUGAAAACAAUCAUGGUACCAUUAAUUGCUUCUAAUGCACCAGAUGUACUGUAUGUCCUUGAACUGAUUAUUUUAAAAUCGCACACAGAGAAAGUGAAUGGCAGCCUGCAGUUACUGAAUGAGAGGUGGCAGCAAUGAACUAGUUUGCAACGUCACUUCCUGGUAGCUCAAACUGCCCAUGUUAUGUCCCUAAGGUUGCAUUUACACAGGCAGCCAAAUUAUGAUAUUUUUUCCUGACUAAUUGGUCACAUUAGAUCUUUUCACAUCAGAUCUUUUUCAAAGUUCAUCUGAUUGGUCAAACUAAUAUCUAACAACUCACAACAAUACACACAGAUCUAAAAGUAAAUUAAUGGAAUUAAGAAAUAUAUAAAUAUUAGGUGGAGCAAUGUCGGAGUUCGGAGUAUAAAUAAUACAGUACCAGUCAAAAGUUUGGACACACCUACUCAUUCAAGGGUUUUUCUUUAUUUGUACUAUUUUCUACAUUGUAGAAUAAUAGUGAAUACAUAAACUAUGAAAUAACACAUAUGGAAUCAUAUACUAACCAACAAGGUGUUAAACAAAUCAAAAUAUAUUUUAUAUUUGAGAUUCUUCAAAGUAGCCACCCUUUGCCAUGAUGACAGCUUUGCACACUCUUGGCAUUCUCUCAACUAGCUUCACCUGGAAUGCUUUUCCAACAGUCUUGAAGGAGUUCCCACAUAUGCUGAGCACUUGUUAGCUGCUUUUCCUUCACUCUGCUGUUCAACUCAUCCCAAACCAUCUCAAUUGGGUUGAAGUUGGGUGAUUGUGGAGGCCAGGUUAUCUGAUGCAGCACUCCAUCACUCUCCUGCUUGUUCAAAUAGCCCUUACACAGCCUGGAGGUGUGUUUUGGGUCAUUGUCCUGUUAAACAACAAAUGAUGGUCCCACUAAGCACACACCAGAUGGGAAAUGCUGUGGUAGCCAUAUUGAAAAGUGUGCCUUGAAUUCUAAUUAAUCACAGACAGUUUCACCAGCAAAUCACCCCCAUACCAUCACACCUCCUCCUCCAUGCUUCACGGUGGCAACCACACAUGCGGAAAUCCUCCGUUCACCUACUCUGCAUCUCACAAAGACACAGCGGUUGGAACCAAAAAUCUCAAAUUUGAACUCAUCAGACCAAAGGACAGAUUUCCACUGGUCUAAUGUCGAUUGCUUGCGUUUCUUGACCCAAGCAAGUCUCUUCUUAUUAUUGGUGACCUUUUGUAGUGGUUACUUUGCAGCGUUUCGACCAUGAAGGUCUGAUUCACGCAAUCUCCUCUGAACAGCUGAUGUUGAGAUGUUUGUUACGUGAACUCUGAAGCAUUUAUUUGGGCCGCAAUUUCUGAGGCUGGUAACUCUAAUGAACUUAUCAUCUGCAGCAGAGGUAACUCUGGGUAUUCCUUUCCUCUGGCAGUCCUCAUGAGCGGCAGUUUCAUCAUAGCGCUUGAAGGUUUUUGCGACUGCACUUGAAACUACUUUAACAGUCCGGAUCUCCAGCGGCGAUCCCCAGUCCGGGGCAUCCAGCGACGAUCCCCAGUCCGGGGCCUCCAGCAAUGAUCCCCAGUCCGGGGCCUCCAGCGACGGUCCCCAGUCCGGGGGACCGUCGGUACGGUCUUUAUUAUUUUGGUUAGGCCAGGGUGUGACGAGGGUGGGAAUGCUAGUUUUUGUAUUGUAUAGGUUUUUGUAUAUCUAGGGGUUUUGGUAAGUCCAGGUAUAUGUAUGUCUAUGGUGGCCUGAAUUGGUUACCAAUCAGAGGCAGCUGUUUAUCUUUGUCUCUGAUUGGGGAUCAUAUUUAGGUUGCCAUUUUCCCUUUUGGUUUUGUGGGUUCUUGAUCUAUGUUUAGUUGCCUGUCUGCACUAUCCAUAUUAGCUUCACGGUUCGGUUUGUUAUUUUGUUCGAUUUGUUCAGUGUUCGUUCUUUUAAUAAAGAAGAAUGUACGCUCACCACGCUGCGCCUUGGUCUCCUCCUUACGACGGCCGUGACAGAUGGGAUGUUUAGACAUUAUGGACAGUAUGUGGAUAGAGUAUUUAGUAUACAGUUGAAGUCGGAAGUUUAAAUGCACUUAGGUUGGAGUCAUUAAAACUUGUUUUUCAACCACUCCACAAAUUUUUUGUUAACAAACUAAAGUUUUGGCAAGUCGGUUAGGACAUCUACUUUGUGCAUGACACAAGUAUUUUUUCCGACAAUUGUUUACCUCAAUUGGAGGUGUACCUGUGGAUGUAUUUCAAGGCUUACCUUCAAACUCAGUGCCCCUUUGCUUGACAUCAGGGGAAAAUACAAAGGAAUCAGCCAAGACCUAAGAAAAAAAAUGAUAGACCUCCACAAGUCUAGUUCAGUAAUUUCCAAACGCCUGAAGGUACCACGUUCAUCUGUACAAACAAUAGUACACAAGUAUAAACACCAUGGGACCACACAGCCGUCAUACCGUUCAGGAAGGAGACGCGUUCUGUCUCCUAGAGACGAACGUACUUUGGUGCAAAAAGUGCAAAUCAAUCCCAGAACAACAGCAAAGGACCUUGUGAAGAUGCUGGAGGAAACAAGUACAAGAGUAUCAAUAUCCACAGUAAAACAAGUCCUAUAUCGACAUAACCUAAAAGGCCGAUCAGCAAGGAAGAAGCCACUGCUCUAAAACCUUCAUAAAAAAGCCAGACUACGGUUUGCAACUACACAUGGGGACAAAGAUCGUACUUUUUGGGGAAAUGUCCUCUGGUGAAACAAAAAUAGAACUGUUUGGCCAUAAUGCCCAUCGUUAUGUUUGGAGGAAAAAGGGGGAGGGUUGCAAGCUGAAGAACACCAUCCCAACCGUGAAGCACAGGGGUGGCAGCAUCAUGUUGUGGGGGUGCUUUGCUGCAGGAGGGGCUGGUGCACUUCACAAAAUAGAUGGCAUCAUGAGGGAGGAAAACUAUGUGGAUAUAUUGAAGCAACAUCUCAAGACAUCAGUCAGGAAGUUAAAGCUUGGUCGCAAAUGGGUCUUCCAAAUGGACAAUGACCCCAAGCAUACUUGCAAAGUUGUGGAAAAAUGGCUUAAGGACAACAAAGAAUUGGAGUAGCCAUCACAAAGCCCUGACAGCUCUGUCAGGGGGAAUGGGCCAAAAUUCACCCAACUUAUUGUGAGACGCUUGUGGAAGGCUACCCGAAACGUUUGAUCCAAGUUAAACAAUUUAAAGGCAAUGCUACCAAAUACUAAUUGAGUGUAUGUAAACUUCUGAUCCACUGGGAAUUUGAUGAAAGAAAUUAAAGCUGAAAUAAAUCAUUCUCUCUACUAUUAUUCUGACAUUUCACAUUCUUAAAAUAAAGUGGUGAUCCUAACUGAUCUAAGAUGGGACAUUUUUACAAAGAUUAAAUGUCAGGAAUUGUGAAAACCGAGUUUAAAUGUAUUUGGCUAAGGUGUAUGUAAACUUCCGACUUUAACUGUAUCUGUAGAGUACGUAGGAUAGAAUAGUGUAUAUUUUCACUAAUAGUUGAAUAGGAUGACAUUGACUAGAAUACAGUAUAAACAUAUGAAAUGACUAGGUGCACAGUAUGUAAACAUUAUUAAAGUGACUAGUGAUACCAUGUCUAUGUAAAUAAGGCAGCAGCAGCCUUUAAGUUGCAGGGUUGAGUAACCGUGUGGUGGCCGGCUAGUGACAGUGACUAAGUUCAGGGCAAAGUACUGGGUAGAGUCCGGCUUGUGAUGGCUAUUUAACAGUCUCAUGGCCUUGAGAUAGAAGCUGUUUUUCAGUCUCUCGGUCUCUGCUUCGAUGCACCUGUACCCAAUCUCGUCUUCUGGAUAAUAGCGGGGUGAACAGGCCGUGGCUUGGGUGGUUGAUGUCCUUGAUUAUCUUUUUGGCCUU
Molecule: messenger RNA, 17432 nt
Organism: Salvelinus fontinalis (brook trout)
Lineage: Eukaryota; Metazoa; Chordata; Actinopteri; Salmoniformes; Salmonidae
Gene: dnah7
Product: dynein, axonemal, heavy chain 7
Exons: 67
Coding region: 347-12388 (4013 amino acids)
Biological process (GO): microtubule-based movement
Cellular component (GO): dynein complex
Molecular function (GO): minus-end-directed microtubule motor activity; calcium ion binding; dynein light intermediate chain binding
Source: RefSeq, a predicted model, not a curated record